AUGAAAAGAGUUCCGGGAAAAGACUUAAUAAGGAAAAAAACUUCUAUAUUUUUCAGCAAAAAUACUAGAGGAGAUGUCAAGCAGCAAAUUAUCCAAGUGGCUGGGGUAAAAUCCUCUCAUCCUUAUGAAAGAUACCUUGGACUUCCAACGUUGAUUGGGAGGGACAGAACAAGAGAUUUUAAGCACAUCCUGGACCGAGUACGAGGCAAAAUCAGUAAUUGGAAGGUGAAGUAUCUAUCACAAGCUGGGAAAGAAACUCUACUUAAGGCUGUUAUUCAAGCUCUUCCAACAUAUAGCAUGGGUGUUUUUAAAAUCCCAAAAACCAUCUUACAAGAGCUCAAUAGAUUGACUAAAAAUUAUUGGUGGGGCCAAAAGAAUGACGAAAGCAGGAUUCACUGGUGUUCAUGGGAUAAAAUGAAGCUGUCCAAGACCAAUGGUGGCUUAGGCUUCAAAGAUUUAGAACUCUUUAACUUGGCUAUGCUUGCCAAGCAGGGUUGGAGACUUCUUCAUUAUCCUAAUUCAUUUACUGCGAGAGUUUUAUCUGCUAAAUACUAUCCUGAAGUUUAUUUCUUAGAAGCUAAAGUUAAAAGAACAUCAUCCUUUAUUUGGAGAAGUGUAAUGGCAGCAAGGCCAAUUUUGGAAUCUGGUUUAAUGUGGCGUAUUGGUGAUGGUUCCAAAGCCCGGAUUUGGCAAGACAAAUGGCUUCCUUCUCCAUCUUCAUUUAAGAUUCAAAGUCAAUGCCUUGAUAUGGACCUGGAGGCUAAGGUGGCUACUCUCAUAGAUCCCUAA
This is a messenger RNA of Pistacia vera, 789 nucleotides long. RefSeq lists its product as uncharacterized. NCBI's taxonomy places the organism in Eukaryota, Viridiplantae, Streptophyta, Magnoliopsida, Sapindales, Anacardiaceae. Bases 1 to 789 code for a protein of 262 amino acids. The record is from RefSeq and is a predicted model, not a curated record. The transcript has a single exon.